CAACAACAAUCCAUCCAAAAUGGCGCUCCUAACCCCGCAGUGGAGAUGAGAAGCUCGUGUUCGAGUCGUCCGAGGCGGUCACUGUCGUACGUACAUGAAGACGCAAGGCUGCCCGACAGUGGAGAAGGCAGCGCUUCGUCGAGAGGGGUGGGAGCGGUCAUUGACAUGGGCGCUUUUGCUCCUCUCGAAUACAGGCUCCGACGUGCACUUAACCUUAGGGAGGACCUUCUCCGCGGCAUCUACGCCUACAACUUUGAGAAGCCCUCGGCUAUCCAGCAGCGUGCCAUCAUCCCGAUCAUGCGCGGCCGCGACGUGAUUGCUCAGGCGCAGUCCGGUACCGGUAAGACUGCCACCUUUGCCAUCUCGGCGCUGCAGUCGAUCGACUUGAACAUCCGCGAGACGCAGGUUCUCGUGCUGUCGCCUACUCGCGAGUUGGCGGUCCAGAUUCAGACGGUCGUGCUCGCGCUCGGCGACUACAUGAACGUGUCGUGCCACGCCUGUAUCGGCGGCACGUCGGUCGGGGAGGACAUUCGCAAGCUCGAGGCUGGACAGCAGGUUGUCAGCGGUACCCCCGGUCGUGUGUUCGACAUGAUCCGCCGCCGCAACCUCCGCACCAAGGACAUCAAGAUGCUCAUCCUCGACGAGUCUGACGAGCUGCUCAACAAGGGCUUCAAGGACCAGAUCUACGACAUCUACCGCUACCUCCCUCCUGCCACUCAGGUCGUCAUCGUCUCGGCUACGCUCCCCCACGACGUGCUCGAGAUGACGACCAAGUUCAUGACCGACCCCAUCCGCAUCCUCGUCAAGCGUGACGAGCUGACCCUCGAGGGCAUUAAGCAGUUCUUCGUCGCCGUUGAGAAGGAGGACUGGAAGUUUGACACUUUGUGUGACCUCUAUGACACCCUCACCAUCACCCAGGCUGUCAUCUUCUGCAACACGCGCCGCAAGGUCGACUGGUUGACGGAGAAGAUGCGCGAGGCCAACUUCACCGUCAGCAGCAUGCACGGCGAGAUGGUGCAGAAGGAGCGUGACGCCAUCAUGGCCGAGUUCCGUGGCGGCCAGAGCCGUGUUCUAAUCACGACCGACGUGUGGGCACGUGGUAUCGACGUUCAGCAGGUCUCGCUGGUUAUCAACUACGACCUGCCAUCGUCGCGUGAGAACUACCUGCACAGGAUAGGUCGCUCUGGCCGUUUCGGUCGCAAGGGUGUUGCCAUCAACUUUGUGACGAUCGAGGAUGUGCGCAUCCUGCGUGACAUUGAGCAGUACUACUCUACUCAGAUUGACGAGAUGCCCAUGAACAUUACCGACCUUGCGUGAUGUGGGCUCAACGCGAGGCAUAGUAGUUUAUUGUCUGUAUGCACACUGUAUAAGCUUAGACA
Messenger RNA from Vanrija pseudolonga, 1379 nucleotides. It is a transcript of the gene FAL1, whose product is annotated as ATP-dependent RNA helicase FAL1. The transcript is spliced from 6 exons. Lineage: Eukaryota; Fungi; Basidiomycota; Tremellomycetes; Trichosporonales; Trichosporonaceae. Gene Ontology annotation, molecular function: RNA helicase activity; ATP binding; mRNA binding. The record is from RefSeq and is a predicted model, not a curated record. Bases 46 to 1317 code for a protein of 423 amino acids. Gene Ontology annotation, cellular component: catalytic step 2 spliceosome; nucleolus.